Durusdinium trenchii is the source of this 2836-nucleotide messenger RNA. The record is from the annotation of a GenBank genome assembly. NCBI's taxonomy places the organism in Eukaryota, Dinophyceae, Suessiales, Symbiodiniaceae.
UUCGGUUUUUGGUUCCUAGGGAGGUUUCGAAGCAUUGAGUCUUUAAUAGGCAUUUUUGGCAGCGCCAUGGCAGUGGCUUUAGCUUUGCCCCAAAAUGCUCGGAAUGAGGUGCGUUCCUGGUGGCCGCUCCAAGACGUCAUUCCUCGUGAACUGAGCAGCGAGGAGCAGGAUCAAGGACGAGAGAUCUCGCACAUCUUGAAGACUUUUGCUUGGUUCCAUCCGCCCCGAGGUAGCGCUGGCGAGCGGUCCAGCGCAGAUCAAGCCAAUCGCAUUGUGCAAGAGUUCCCCUUCACAUUCUCCUGCAACUACCCGGACCUACUAGCUUCGCUGGAAAAGCUUCGCCAGUGGAAGGACACGGCAAAAGGCGCGGAUCUCCCAUCCGUUCAGCUGAGCAAUGCCUUCGGCCGCUUCGCCCGGGAGACGGCGCUGUUGUCCCAGGUUCUCCGAGAAACUGCUAAACAUCAAGCUAUUGAGCUGGUCCGACUGAUGGCACAAGGGGACUUCAUUCAGAUCUCGCAAGGACACUUGAGAUACAUUCUGAAUGCCUUCAGAUAUGAGGACUUCAGCCGACACUGUAAUGAUUUCCAGCUCAAAUGGUGGAUGACGAUCAUUGCGAAGCUCAUUGAGACCGUCCUUCAAGAACAACCAUUACACAAGAGGACGUGGCAGGAUGAAAUAGCUCGCUUCCUGGACGACAGCGAGAGUGAGUUCUACCGAGAUCUCGAUGUUCGCGUAUGGCCAGUUGUGAGGCGCUUGGUGUGGGAGGAAAGGCCACACGGCCUGCAAUUGGAAGCCCUGUGCCAGCAAAUUCGUGCCCAACUUUGCAGUAGAGGCUUUUCGGCCAUGGAAAAGUGGCACGGGCUUCAGGCGGCUGCAGGGCUGAUCAGGGAGUUGAAGCUCUACCGAGCUUUCUGUCAAGAUGGGAAUGAAAUCUAUCACACCUUCAACGACAAGACAUUGCAUCUGGACAAACGUAAAGAGCUGGUUUGGAUGGUCCUUGAACAAGCCCCCUGCAGCAUCGCCCGAGCCACCUUGCGCUACAUGGACGACGACUUGGACGAGACCGAACGACAUGACAAUCCACAGCAUUCGAUGCUUCAAGCACUUCUGGUCAAGUUGGAUGAAGACGUCCGGACCUGCCCAAAGGUCUACUUGAGGACGAUGAGAACCUGGCUCAGGAGAGUGUUGGAAGAUGAAGAACUUACACCCGACCAAAUUUGUGAGCACAUUGAGCCUCAUGCGGCUCUUGAUGAUGAUGCAAGCAACUAUGAGACCUUGGCGAAGGAUGCCGUGAACUUCCUGCACCAAAAUCACCGCACCUUCGAAGCAUCCAAGAUACUGGCCAGGCCAAGGGGGCAAAGGUCGAAAGUGAAAGAGAGCUUGCGGAAUGACCAGCAGAUCGAGUACUUGGUCUCGCUUUACAAGGACGUCGAAGCGCCCAAGGAUGACUUCGGCCCCUUGGCAGAUGGCUCCAUGGCUUUACCCAGCUUUCCCAUCUAUUGCAUGCCGGGCAACGAGAUGGAGGCCGAUGACAACGAGGGCUAUCGAGAACUUCAGAAGCUCUUGACGGACCGCACCUACACUCCUAUUGGAAUUUGGUGGCUGUGGCGCUGCUUCGACGGCUACAAUGACCAACAUGCGCGGGCCGCGGUGGUUGCCAUUACCUUCCGAGAUCGUUUCUUCUUGGUGGAUAUACUGAAGCUGGACACUCUGGAGAAGGCAAGGCAGGGCCUGGACGGCAAGUACAAGAGGCUCCUUUUGAGCAUCCUCAAGGCGAAACAUCUCCUGAAAGUCGUCCACUACUUGGAGGGCACAGGUCUUCGGGCACUGCAGCUGGCGUUGAUCACCGAAGAAGAGCGUGAAGGCGACGAAAAGCCCACGAACUAUGCAGAUGUCUCGCCCACCAUCGACCUGUGCUGGGUUAUGGCAUAUCUGCAUGGGACAUCAGGGAGACAAGAAAAGGAGCUCGUGGGUCUCGUUUGGAAGUAUUUGCGGUGGGAUCUCUGUGUGACUGAAGCCUUGAGCAACUUUGAACGUCGACCUUUACGGGAGUCGCAGAAGCACUAUGCGUUGAGCCUGGCCUGGUGCCCUUUGGUCAUCCUUCGCGCUGUUUGCGCACAUGGACUUGUUAGAGAGGAAGUGGUCACGUCGCUCUGCAUUGUGGCGAACGGAGACUGGGUGACGGACAAGAGGGACGAGGCCAUGCAUCGUGAGAAUUUCGGCGAUGGAAGCAGCUUUGCUGGAGCAGGGGGGGAAGAGGACCAGCGCAACAUUUGGGAGGAGACCAGGAAGAGCGUGGAACGCGAACAGUGGGAAGAGGCAAGAAGACAGGUGGCCGAAGAAGGAGGGUCGAUCCGCAGUGCGCGCGGAGAUUGGUUGAUGACGCUGGACCAGGAACCGGAGGACAAGGACUACCCGUUGGAGGUGAUCUUGCCGAGCCAGGCAGUGAGACAAUUCAGACUGAAGAAUGAGGAUGUUCAAGGACGCCAACCCGGAUUGGAGAGAGCCCGCAGAACUGCACAAAAGCCAGUCUAUUGGAACGAUCGGACAGUUGUCAAGGACAUAGUGGCUGAGCUGUUUAACAAGGAGAUGUCCGAUUGGGAACUGAAGGCUCUGUACGAUCGGCAAGAGAGCUAUCGACCGCCCUGGCGAAGUGCUUCGUGACCCAUCGACGUGGGCACCGGGCGACGCGGGCGACGUGCGUCGUUGACUGAAUGAGUCAAGUCGCCAUAGGCGGUGUGCCCGCUGCGCGGCCGUGCUGUUUGAGAGGCCGAAUGUUUAGUGACCAAGAGGACAGGACAGAUCGGAAAUUGUAUUAGGACACUAUGCUCGGUGG